This is a messenger RNA of Lutzomyia longipalpis, 2445 nucleotides long. RefSeq names its product glucose dehydrogenase [FAD, quinone]-like. Bases 397 to 2271 code for a protein of 624 amino acids. The record is from RefSeq and is a predicted model, not a curated record. Gene Ontology annotation, molecular function: flavin adenine dinucleotide binding; ecdysone oxidase activity. Lineage: Eukaryota; Metazoa; Arthropoda; Insecta; Diptera; Psychodidae. The transcript is spliced from 3 exons.
ACUUUUACUCGAGAUAAGAAAUAUUUUCAUCAAGUAUGAGAGCAAAAACAGCAGUUAUAUAAAAUAAUAAUAACAAUAUUUUGCUACUCAUCCUCAUAUAUUGAGAUAAAGCCAUUCCAUAUCAGUCCCAAAUGAACUCUAAUUUGUCUUUCGGAAGAGCAAAAAAUGCAUCGGCAAAUAUUGUUGGUCAGUAAAUAAAAUUUUAUGAUAAAAAUGAUAAGAUUUUGAAGAAGACUCUCAUGUUCAGCUAUAAAUACAUUCGUACUUCUCUACUUAAUAAGCGCCAGUUUAAUGGAGAAUUCCACUUGGAGUAGUUGAAUUUUUAAGUGACUUGAGUGGACUUAAGUUUUCGAAUUUUCUCAAAAAUUUUUCCAGCUCUUCAUUAAAGAAAAAAAAAUGGAGGGCUUAACGAUACCUUGUGCAGCCCAGAGUGCAGGACCUCUUAACCAACUACUCGGUCUCUUAAUUAAUACUCUUGUUUCGGCUCAAUGUUCGAUCUCUCCGCCAGAAAUGUGGCCUAAAGAUUAUGGCCCAACAGUGUUGGAAAAAGGAUUCGAGGAAUACGAUUUUAUCGUUGUCGGAUCAGGAUCUGCCGGUGCAGUGGUUGCGAGUCGUUUGAGUGAAAACCCAGACUGGAAAGUUUUGCUUUUGGAAGCAGGAGGUGAUCCUCCUGCUGAAGUAGAAAUCCCUGCGAUAUAUUUCUACCUUCAGGAUUCAGUUUAUGAUUGGAGCUAUAGAACGGAAUAUUCCGAUAAAGCCAGCAAAGCAAUUCCAAAUGGAAGUUUCUGGCCUCGUGGAAAACUUCUGGGAGGAACGAGUACAUUCAAUGCAAUGAAUUACAUUCGCGGAAAUCGUCGGGACUACGAUCAAUGGGAAGCAAAAGGCAAUCCUGGUUGGGGAUGGAAGGAUGUCGUUUACUACUUCAAGAAAUCCGAGGGAAAUGAGGAUAGUGAAGUUGCUGAUGAUGCCAUUGGGAAGAAAUUCCACAAUAAAAAUGGACCAUUGAAGGUUUCAUUCUUCUCCACGACAGAUCCUUUAAAAUUAAUGUUUCCAGAAGCAGCUAAAGAACUUGGCUAUAAGUAUUUACACGAUUUCAAUGCAGAAGAACAUAUAGGAUUUGGAAUAGCCCAAGGAUCAGCUAGUAAAGGUGUGAGAUCUAGCACAGCUAGAGCUUUUCUAGUUCCAGCGAAAAAUAGACCAAAUCUUCACGUAGUAAAGAACGCAUUAGUUCUUAAUGUGGAGUUUGAAGAUAAAACUGCUACAGGAGUAAAAGUAAAUCUAGAUGGUAAAAAGAUCUUGAUUGCUAAGGCCAAAAAAGAGGUCAUUGUAUCCGGUGGAUCUGUCAAUUCACCGCAUCUUCUAAUGCUCUCAGGAAUAGGACCCAAAGAUCAUUUGAAACAACAUGGAAUUGAAGUUGUGAAAGAUUUGCCAGUUGGACAGAAUCUCCAGGAUCACGUAAUCGUUCCUUUAUUCUUUCAAUUUCAUAAAUCAACUGCAACAGAAAGAAACCCCGAAGAUAUAGGAGAAGAAGUAUACAAAUACUUAAUUCAUCGAAAUGGACCACUCUCAAAUAUUGGGACAUCUGAUAGUAUGGGAUUCGUCAAUACGAAGAACGACAGCGUUUUUCCUGACAUCCAAUAUCAUCAUUUCUCAUUCAAAAGGCAAUCUGCUGAGCUCAUUUAUGCCUUUGGAGCCUACGGUUAUGAGCAGUCAAUUGCAAAAACUGUCACGGAUGCUAGUCAAGAAGGCGAUGUUGGAGCAAUCUUAGUGACUCUUCUGAAUCAAAAAUCCAAAGGCAGCAUUGAACUAAAAGGGAAGGAGCCCGAAUACUACCCUAAGAUCUUUGCAAACUACCUCGAUGAACAAGAAGAUGUAGACACCAUUGUCCGGGGCAUUCGUCUCUAUAUGAAGUUCUUAAGUACGGAAACUUUUAAGAAGCAUGAAGGUCAUUACAUAAAACUUCCACUAUCAGAGUGCGAUAGAUUGGAGUACGAUUCCGAUAAUUACUGGGAGUGCUACACAAGACAUAUGGCUACAACUCUCUAUCAUCCUACUGGAACAGCCAAGAUGGGCCCGGAAUUUGAUAAAGAUGCUGUCGUUGAUCCCCGACUUAGGGUUAAAGGUAUCAAAGGACUGCGAGUUGUGGAUGCUAGCAUUAUGCCAGAUAUUGUUUCCAGUAACACGAAUGCUCCAACGAUCAUGAUUGGUGAGAAGGGAGCUGAUCUAAUCAAGGAAGACUGGAAGUAUGACAUCAAGCAUGAAGAAUUGUAAAAUUCUCACAAUAAUGUACCAAUUUUCCUUUCUUAAAAACUAUGUCACGUUAUCAAUUUAACAGCUAAUACUCUUGUCUUAAACUCAACAUUAGAAAUUAAGAAGAUUUUCUUGUCAAUCACUCAAUCAUGGACGAUAAGAUAAUGAAUAAAUAAAAUAAGAAAUCCCCAAAAA